This is a messenger RNA of Malania oleifera, 4245 nucleotides long. RefSeq names its product coatomer subunit alpha-2-like. Gene Ontology annotation, cellular component: COPI vesicle coat. The record is from RefSeq and is a predicted model, not a curated record. The transcript has 4 exons. Bases 311 to 3964 code for a protein of 1217 amino acids. Lineage: Eukaryota; Viridiplantae; Streptophyta; Magnoliopsida; Santalales; Ximeniaceae. Gene Ontology annotation, molecular function: structural molecule activity; protein binding. Gene Ontology annotation, biological process: endoplasmic reticulum to Golgi vesicle-mediated transport; intra-Golgi vesicle-mediated transport; intracellular protein transport.
AUUCAACCUUCCUUCACAAUGCAGCACCAAGUUGUAAAAUUCCCCAACCCACACUGAGAUUCAAAGAAACGCGCUUCGGAGGUUAGAUCUGCAUGAGGCCCCCCUCCCUCUAUACAUUCCCAUCUUCCCCACCACACUGUGGCGCUAACCUUCGCCCUCUCUCUGCUUAUCUUACUCCUACCUCGCUGCCGGCCUUCACCUCUCUCUCCGCCCGCACCAUUACUGGCGAUCGGUAAGGCAAUGCUUGAUUCUUCUUGAUCGAUCCUCUUCUCUCUCAGAUCUAAGGGUUUGAGGUUUUUGAUCGGAGACAAUGUUGACGAAAUUCGAGACGAAGAGCAAUCGUGUGAAGGGAUUGAGCUUUCACAGUAAGAGGCCAUGGAUCUUAGCGAGUCUCCACAGUGGUGUGAUUCAGCUGUGGGAUUACAGGAUGGGGACUCUGAUCGAUCGGUUCGACGAGCACGACGGACCGGUCCGUGGGGUCCAUUUCCACAGGUCGCAGCCACUGUUCGUCUCCGGGGGAGAUGAUUACAAGAUUAAGGUGUGGAACUAUAAGCUGCACCGGUGUUUGUUUACUCUUCUUGGACACCUUGAUUACAUUCGCACAGUUCAGUUUCACCAUGAAUGCCCUUGGAUUGUUAGUGCAAGUGAUGACCAGACUAUCAGAAUAUGGAACUGGCAGUCUCGCACUUGUAUUGCUGUGUUAACUGGGCACAAUCAUUAUGUUAUGUGUGCCUUGUUUCAUCCAAAGGACGACUUGGUUGUGUCUGCCUCCUUGGACCAGACAGUUCGUGUUUGGGAUAUUGGUUCUUUGAGGAAGAAAACAGUUUCCCCUGCAGAUGACAUCCUGCGGUUAAGUCAGAUGAAUACAGAUUUCUUUGGUGGGGUUGAUGCUGUUGUCAAAUAUGUUUUGGAAGGCCAUGAUAGAGGGGUUAACUGGGCUUCAUUCCAUCCCACUCUACCUCUUAUUGUCUCAGGGGCUGAUGAUCGUCAAGUGAAGAUCUGGAGAAUGAAUGAGACAAAGGCGUGGGAAGUAGACACUUUGAGAGGGCACAUGAAUAAUGUGUCAUGUGUUCUGUUCCAUGCUAGGCAAGAUAUAAUUGUGUCCAAUUCAGAGGAUAAAAGCAUUCGUGUAUGGGACGCAACAAAGCGAACUGGUGUCCAGACGUUUCGCCGGGAGCAUGACAGGUUUUGGAUUCUUUCUGUACAUCCAGAGAUGAACCUUCUGGCAGCUGGUCAUGACAGUGGCAUGAUUGUCUUUAAGCUGGAGAGAGAGCGCCCUGCUUUUUCUGUAAGUGGUGAUGUUCUGUACUAUAUCAAAGACCGUUACUUGCGGGCGUAUGAGUACUCAACUCAGAAAGAUGCUCAAGUACUUCCAAUCCGAAGGCCUGGCUCUUUCAGUUUGAACCAAUGUGCAAAGACUCUUUCAUAUAGUCCAACAGAAAAUGCUGUUUUGAUGUCAUCAGACGUGGAUGGUGGAUCGUAUGAACUGCAUAUAAUUCCUAAAGAUGGCAUUGGAAGGGGUGAUACAGUUCAAGAGGCAAAAAGAGGUCUUGGAUCAUCGGCUGUUUUUGUUGCUCGAAAUAGGUUCGCUGUGUUAGAAAAGGGCAGUAACCAAGUGUUAAUUAAGAAUUUGAAAAAUGAAAUUGUAAAGAAGAGUUCCCUUCCCAUUGUUGCUGAUGCAAUAUUCUAUGCUGGAACUGGAAACUUGCUUUGCAGGGCAGAGGAUAGAGUAAAUAUUUUUGAUCUCCAGCAGAGGCUUGUUGUUGGGGAACUUCAGACUCCUUUUGUAAGGUACAUUGUUUGGUCUAAUGACAUGGAGAGUGUUGCAUUGCUCAGCAAACACUCUGUCAUCAUAGCCAGUAAGAAACUUGUGCACCGAUGCACACUUCACGAGACAAUCCGUGUAAAGAGUGGGGCAUGGGAUGAAAAUGGUGUCUUCAUAUAUACAACCCUGAAUCACAUCAAAUACUGUCUUCCGAAUGGGGACAGUGGCAUCAUCAGAACCAUUGACGUCCCUGUAUACAUAACAAAGGUCUCUGGGAACACCAUUUAUUGCUUGGACCGAGAUGGGAAAAGCCGUGCCAUUGCUGUUGAUGCAACGGAGUAUGUUUUCAAGCUGUUCCUCCUGAAGAAGAGAUAUGACCAGGUCAUGAGCAUGAUCAGGAGCUCAGAACUGUGUGGACAGGCUAUGAUUGCAUAUCUCCAGCAGAAAGGUUUUCCAGAGGUGGCUCUUCAUUUUGUAAAGGAUGAGAAGACUCGUUUCAACUUGGCGCUAGAGAGUGGUAACAUCCAGAUAGCUGUUGCUUCUGCUAAGGAAAUCAACAAGAAAGAUCACUGGUAUAGGUUGGGGGUGGAGGCCCUCCGUCAGGGUAAUGCAGGCAUUGUGGAAUAUGCAUACCAGAGGACAAAGAACUUUGAGAGACUAUCCUUUCUUUAUCUUGUAACAGGAAAUAUGGAUAAACUGUCCAAAAUGCUUAAAAUUGCGGAAGUUGAGAAUGAUAUCAUGGGUCAAUUCCACAAUGCACUUUACCUGGGUGAUAUCCAAGAGAGAGUUAGGAUCUUGGAGAAUGCUGGUCAUUUGCCCCUUGCUUAUGUCACAGCUGCUACCCACGGGCUAAAUGAUAUUGCUGAACGCCUAGCGGCUGAACUGGGUGAUAACAUCCCAUCUUUGCCAGAGGGGAAGUCACCAUCUCUGUUGAUGCCUCCAAGUCCCAUCGUCUGUGGGGGGGAUUGGCCUUUAUUGAGAGUCAUGAAAGGAAUAUUUGAGGGUGGUCUUGAUAAUGUGGGCAGGAAUGCAGAGGAAGAAUAUGAAGAGGCUGUUGAUGCUGACUGGGGUGAGGAUUUGGAUAUUGUUGAUGUGGAAACCAUGCAGAAUGGAGACAUCAGUGUGGUGCUGGAUGGAGAAGAAGUGCAAGAAGAAAAUGAGGAGGGAGGAUGGGAUCUUGAGGAUCUUGAUCUUCCACCUGAGACUGAUACUCCGAAGACUGUCGGCAAUUCUCGUUCUUCAGUAUUUGUUGCCCCGAUUCCUGGUAUGCCUGUCAGUCAAAUUUGGACCCAAAAAUCCUCUCUGGCUGCUGAACACGCAGCAGCUGGAAAUUUUGACACAGCCAUGCGCUUGCUGGGCCGUCAGUUGGGUAUAAGGAACUUUGCUCCUUUGAGGUCAUUAUUUAUGGAUCUACACAUGGGCAGCCAUUCUUACAUGCGUGCAUUUACUUCAGCUCCAGUGAUCUCAUUCGCAGUAGAGAGGGGUUGGAGCGAGUUGGGCAGCUCUAACAUGAGGGGUACCCCUGCACUAGUGUUUGAAUUUUCUCAGUUGGAAGAGAAGCUCAAGGCUGGUUACAAGGCCACAACUGCUGGGAAAUUUCCAGAGGCUUUAAGGCUUUUCCGCAGCAUUCUCCACACUAUUCCCCUGAUUGUGGUUGAAUCAAGGAGGGAGGUAGAUGAGGUCAAGGAACUGAUUACAAUUGCAAAGGAGUAUGUUCUUGGGGUGCAGAUGGAAAUCAAGAGGAGGGAAAUCAAGGACAACCCAACUCGUCAGCAGGAGCUAGCAGCCUACUUCACGCACUGCAAUCUUCAGAUGCCUCACUUGAGACUUGCCUUGAUGAAUGCUAUGACUGUUUGCUAUAAGGCUGGUAAUGUGAACAUCGCGGGUAACUUCGCUAGGCGACUGUUGGACACGCAUCCCACUAGUGAAACCCAUAAUAAAACUGCCCAUCAAGUUUUGCAUUCUGUUAAGAAUAACAAAGCAGAUGCAUCCCAGCUAAACUAUGAUUUCAGGAACCCCUUUGUUGUUUGCGGGGCAACGUAUGUGCCCAUAUACAGGGGGCAGAAGGACGUUUCGUGCCCCUACUGCACUUCUCGUUUUGUUCCAGCUCAGGAAGGGCAGCUUUGUACUGUUUGUGAUCUUGCAGUGGUGGGAUUGGACGCCUCUGGCUUACUUUGUUCGCCUUCCCAGAUGAGAUGAUUUUGAACUGCUCAACCAGCAGCAGUUUUUCUAUUUUCAGCAGUAAAAUUGGUUGUGUUGGUAGUAAACUAGGAAUUUUGAACAGAUAGUUUCUAAGGUCCAUUAUAAUUUUUAAGUUCCAUUGGAUUGUAUUUUUGUGUUAUUUUUAUUGCCAUCUCUAUUGCUUCUCUCUCUCUCUCUCUCUCUCUCUCUCUCUCUCUCUCUCUCUCACAUUUUAGUUUUCAUGAAAAUGUUUUCACUGUAAUAAGCACCUUAAGAAUUUUGACUUCUGUUUCCUGUGA